AUGCUAAGGAACAGCGACUUGACGGCUGGGUCGCUGGAGAUGGAAUCGCUUUGCCAGGACAUCGUUCGAGUUUUGGAUUUCUUUGACGUCCGCGACGGUGCUCUUGUCGGACAUGGUGUCGGUGGCUUCAUUGCCAUCCAAUACUUGCUGAAUAAUCCCAAGCAUGCCAAGAGGAGGCUUCCUCAUGGAUUUGUUUGCAUUGCGUGCUCUGCAGGCAACUUUCAGGAGACCGUCGGCCAUGACUUGCUAAGGCAGUUGUCGAAACUGUUUGCAGUGGUUCGCUUGCCAGAGAUCGUCUCCUAUUUCGAUCUGUUCGGGGAGGUCUCGAUAUCCAAGCGGCUUGGUGCCAAUGCCUCCUUUGCAGCCGUCCGGGUUGCCUUAGAGGCAAGCCGAGCUGCAGCCAGCGAGUGGGCAAUUCGAAACCUCAGCGACAUGCAGUGGAACUUCGAUUUGCAUCCCCACAUUCCGGCCUUGACAUUGCCUAGUGCUGUACUUCUCAGCUCCGACGACGAGCGGGUACCGCGCCCGACUGCAUUGAAAGAUGGCUUCGAGGCCUCCGGAUCCUUGCGGGCAUUCAAGCUCUUGCAAGAUGCAGGCCAUUUCCUGCCGCUGACGAGUGUCACAGAUUGUGGCAACGGCACUCUCUGGCUAGACGGCAGAGGGGGUGCUCGCAGCUGCAUGUGGCAAGUCCGGUACUGCCGCGUUCCGAAGCCGGACACCACGCUUCGCUCGGGAGCCCUGCCAGGUCCGAGCUCCGCGGGCUCCGCGGGCUCCGCUCCAGGAGCUCCACCCGCGCUGCGAGGCGCUGUACUUGGAAGGCGAGAGAAAAGCAGUGGCAAGGAGCAAAAGCCGCCUGAGCUGGUGGAAGCGAAGCUGAAGUCCAAGACUCCGUCUCCGUCGGGAAAGGCUUGGGCAGAAGAAGUCCUCCGACGACACCAGCAACGGCUGCAGCAGCGAGAGGAAAUGCGGCGCUGCAAGGCAGAGCAGCGCGCAGAAGAGGAUCUGAAGGAAUGCUCGUUUGCACCAAAGCUCGUUUCUCGAAGCCACAUUCAGCUGCAGAUCAGAAAGGGGCGGCGACAGAUUGAGCAGUUGGCGGAGCAGCAGCAAGCUAUACUCUUUCGUCUCAAUGGUUUAGAAGACGAGGAGGUUCGCGCAGCAUCCUUUGCACGCUGGUCGGCUAGCAGAGACGAGAACCGAUCUUUGCUUCUAGGGGAGCUUGCGCAAGUUGAUGACGAUGCCCACGAUGUCAUCAGAAGUUUGGUCAAACUGGGAAUUCCGAGCGUUCUCGAAGAGCCGGAUCCCGGGACACUUUGCCCUCAGUACGAUUCGGGGCUUCUCCGCCGGCUGCGAAUGGAAGAUGCAUGGGGCUUUAAGGAGCUGGCACCAAUUCGAACUGCAGGUCCAUUGCCUCCGGCGCAGGUCUGA
Symbiodinium necroappetens is the source of this 1425-nucleotide messenger RNA. NCBI's taxonomy places the organism in Eukaryota, Dinophyceae, Suessiales, Symbiodiniaceae. The record is from the annotation of a GenBank genome assembly.